Messenger RNA from Candidula unifasciata, 964 nucleotides. The record is from the annotation of a GenBank genome assembly. Lineage: Eukaryota; Metazoa; Mollusca; Gastropoda; Stylommatophora; Geomitridae.
UGCCUGUGAUGACGAAGUGACAGGGACCAGAGUUGCUUUGAAGAAACUGGCUAGACCUUUCCAUUCGGAAAUAUUUGCCAAAAGGGCCUACAGGGAGAUACGCAUGCUGCGUCAUUUUCGCCACGAAAAUUUAAUCAGUCUUUUGGACAUCUUCACACCAAACAAGUCGCUGACAGAAUUCAAUGAUGUGUAUUUGGUGACCCAGUUGAUGGACACAGACCUACACGACAUUCUGAAGUGCCAGGCCUUACAAGAUGACCACAUCAAAUUUCUCUUGUACCAGAUUUUGAGAGGCAUCAAAUAUAUUCACUCAGCUGGGAUCAUUCACAGAGAUCUCAAGCCCAACAACAUUGGUGUCAACCAGAAUGUAGAGUUAAAGAUUUUGGACUUCGGUUUGGCACGUUCAAAUGCAGAAGAGAUGACAGGAUAUGUGGUAUGCCGGUGGUACAGAGCUCCUGAAAUCAUACUAAAUUGGAUGCAUUAUAACGAAAAAGUUGACAUGUGGUCUAUUGGCUGCAUCUUUGGAGAGAUGAUCACAAGAAAACCCUUGUUCAAAGGAGUAGAUCAUAUUGAUCAGCUGAACAAAAUUCUAGAUCUUGUUGGAAAGCCACCUGAUGAAUUCAUGAAGAAAAUUGCCAGUAAAGAUGCACAGAACUACAUUCGAUCGUUACCUAAGCAAAAGAAAAAAGAUUAUCAUAAAUACUUUGCUGGUGCCAGUGAACUUGCCAUUAAUCUUUUGGAGAGAAUGCUUGACCUUGACCCAGAUACCAGAAUCUCAGUUGAUGAAGCUCUGCAGCACCCAUAUGUCCUCCAGUACCAUGACCCAGAGGAUGAACCAACAGCUGAGAUCUUUGACAGUUCUUUCGAGUCAAUGGGUUACAAUACUGAAGGCUGGAGAAAGCUUAUAUACCAAGAGCUGACCUCUUUUCCACAACACAGUGCAUCACAAGAUCCUGGAGAAUAG